Diuraphis noxia (Russian wheat aphid) is the source of this 546-nucleotide messenger RNA. RefSeq names its product putative nuclease HARBI1. Lineage: Eukaryota; Metazoa; Arthropoda; Insecta; Hemiptera; Aphididae. The record is from RefSeq and is a predicted model, not a curated record.
AUGUUACAGUUUUCAAUCUCAGUAGGUAAUAAUAUACAAGACACUAAGGAACAAUUUUAUCGAAUUGGUGAAUUUCCUGGUGCAAUAGGAGGUAUAGAUUGUACACAUGUCCCUAUUAAAAGUCCCAGAGGCGACAACGCAGAAAUUUAUAGAAAUCGAAAAGGAUGGAUGUCAUUAAAUGUUCAAAUUGUUUGUGGUCCAAAAAUGCAAAUUUUCGACAUAGUCUGCAGAUGGCCAGGUUCAGUUCAUGAUAGUAGAAUUUAUAAUAAUAGUCGAGUGAAACUUCUAAUUGAAUCAAAUGCUUUAGCUGGCCAUUUAAUUGGAGACAGUGGUUACCCUCAGAGUAAAUUUCUAUACACACCUAAACUCAAUCCAUCAACUGCAGCAGAAAAUAAAUACAAUAAAUCACAUAUAAAAACCAGGAAUGUUAUUGAAAGAGUGAAAGGAGUACCUACUCAAAAGUCGAUUUCGCUGUUUAUGCAGAAAGCUCCGUACAAAACUUCAAACUUCAACUUUGAUCAUCGUUUCAUGUGCUAUACUUCAUAA